CGCUCUGAUCAUCAUUGCACAUCGAGGGCCAAGGUCAUAAUCAAGAUGGCCUCCUGGAUGAGCUAUGUCCACUUCCUCGCAUUCAUCUUGGCCCUCUAUUGGAUCCAUGUAGGCUUUCAAGCACUUGUAGUCAGGGGGAAGAGGCAGGCAUUCAGAUUAGAGCAACGCAGGCGCGCAGGCAUCCCAGACUCGGACAACAGGCCAUUUGACAUCGCUCAAGCUGAUGCGCUGCAGGUCAAGAGGAGGCGAGACCUUGCGCGAAGCAACACGAGCGCCGUUGCUUCUUCGUUUGCCUCUGCCACUGGCUUCGACGCAAGAGCCCUUUUCGGCAGAGGCCUCCCAUCCUCAGCCAAAAAGAUCUCAUCAGCUCUCCCUCGCAGCGGUUCUGCCUCCCCGUACUCGCCUAGAAGACCAAACGUCGUAGCCCCUUCGACGUCUUCCCAUCUCUCCCCUGGGCAGAGCUCGCGCUACAACCCGGCAUCAUAUGCUGGAGCUGCGGGCAGAGCAUCGCCUGCAGGAGCUACGGCAGGCUACAAACGCUCCAUACCAGCUGCGAACGAGGCACGGAGCGAGACGAGUACCGUCCGUCCCGCGAUCAGACAUCGUCCCUCGAAGCUAGCUCAGCUGCAGCAAGACCAAGAUGAGGAAGAAGAGGAUGGCGAGACAGGUAUGGCAUGGGAAGCUACCGAGCUCCCGACGCGUCGAGGAAAAAAGAGAGGAGCAGACGAGGCUCGUAAUAUAGGAGAGGAGGACAGCGUGAUUGGCAGGGCAGGUCGGGCGAAGAAGGGGCGCGCUUACCAGCCCACGGAGAUCGGUAGCGCGAUGGAUGAGGAUGACAACGAGUACUUACCGGGAGAGGGGGAAGAGGCGAACGAUAGCGAGACGGAUCUCGCCUCCCUUGGCCCUCUAUCUGAGCUCGACGAUGAAGAGAUGGACGAGUACGCACCGCCCCAGCGUACGCCUGCUGGAUUGCUUCCGUCCACCAGGCGGGCUAAGCACAAGGCUGCCCGCAAGAUCCGCCAACCUCGCACUAUCAAGGCAGAGCCAAAGGAUAGGUCACUUGCCGAUGACAUGCGGGAUCUGAGCGAUGUGGAUGAUGACGUCUCGAUGCGUACCACCUCUCGUGCGGGUCGCAACAAAGCUGCCACCACCUCACGAGAUGUCCCCGACUCAGAGCGCUCGAUCGGCGAAGAAUGGCACGACCCUGUCUCGAACUUCCAACAUCGGAUGGAUCUCGACGAUGUCUUGACAGACGAGGAAGUCACGCCUGGUCGAAAACGCCGCGUAACUAAACAGCGUCGCGUAAAGCGUCGCUUGACGGUCAAGCUCGAGUGGCGUCCCAAAUGGGCCAUGCCUGCUGACUCUGAGCACCCGGACAAGGGAGAGAUGGUCCCGCAUUACGUUCCCGUGUGGUUGAGUGAUGCGGAGAUUGAUGAGAGCCGGAGGAAAGGAGAGUUGGGGGAGCAGGUGGGGGAAAGGGAAUUGCAGGCCAGGAGGGCUGCCGAGGCCAAGGCAGCUGCAGGCGCGGGCUCAGCAUCGUCCUCGCCGUCGUCUGCGCGACGAGUGGACUCUCUCCUCUACCAGGCGCCACACCGUAUUCCGUUGCGCUCCCCACUGUCCAAGUCGAAGCUUGGCCUCGUUGGCGCCUCGCCGCGUACUUCGCCCGGGCUCACCCGCUCACGCUCUGCGACGCCUGACGUUUCUCUGGGUGGUACAUCACGCGGAAGCCCAGCAGCCACGUCCACUUCAGCCUCCUCAUCGUCCUCAAGAACGAACAGCAGAGGCCGUCUAUCUCUCGGCGGGUCGCCCUCUUCGCUUUCUACCGCAGCCGCGGCUGGAGCAACGGGAGCAACAGCUUCACCGCUCCGCAAUAGGGCUCUCGACGCCGCGGGCAAAAGAAGGAGGGAGGAGGAGCUCAUGAAGAGAAUCAGGGAAGCGAGAGAGGAUAAGGAAAGGCUGGAGAGGGAAAAGAAGGAGAAGGAAGCCAAGGCGAAAGGUCCUGCUCCACCGGCAGCUGCACCUGUGGCCACGCCUACCCCUUCCUUUGGAACUGCACCUGUUGCUUCCAAGGCUGAGGAUGGCCCGAAGCAGCCAGGUGAGGCUGACGCAGGCAAAGCGCCUUUUUCAUUCGGCGCACCGGCGACAGCGGCACCAUCUGAUCCCGCGAAGCCGGCUGCUCCAGCGCCAGCGUCAUCAGGUGGCUUCACCUUUGGAGCCCCCUCCUCUUCAUCUGCUGCACCCCCACCACAGCCACAGACCAAGACCGAGAGCAAGCCAUCGCAGCCAUCUUCAUCUUCGCCCUUCACCUUUGGAGCAGCGGCCAAGCCGGCAGCGCCUGCCGCUCCCGCCGCAUCCUCGUCACCCGCUCCCUUCACUUUCGGCGACAGCAAGCCAGCUGCGGCCACUUCUACUGCCACUACAAGCGCCCAAGCCAAUGGCACUGGUGGUAGUACGUCUCCAGCUCCCUUCUCGUUCGGCAAAUCAGCUGCGGCCGCCAGCCCGGCUCCAGCAGCCAAUGGCUCGUCGUCUUCGUCCACACCCUUCUCCUUUGGCGCUCCUAGCAGCAAUGGACCAGCUAGUAAGCCGGCUGAUUCAGCCAGCGGCGGCAGCGGGGCUCCGAGCUUCACCUUUGGUGCCUCUUCUUCUGCCUCUCCCGCUCCCGCGGCGCCAGCAUCGUCGUCGGCCCCUUUCUCGUUCGGGGCGUCCAAGACGAGUACUCCCAGCGGCCCUAGCAGCGGUACGGGAGGGACUUCCUUCACCUUCGGUGCGCCUGCAGCUCCCGCUGCUGGAGGGAGUGGAAGUGGAACGACUUCUGGUGGCUUCAGCUUCAGCUUUGGGAAGAAGUGAGAGGAAGACGAGGCUGAUGGCAGGGGGGCGGUACCGGUGGCCGAUGAGCCAUGGAGAGAGUCUGGUAAUCAGGCAUGCCUUUGGAAUUGACUCGUCGUGGUUCUUCUUCCAAAUUUCAGCCACGAAAGACACUCAUGUACCAUUUAUCAAUCUCAACAGCAUGCCAUCUCACGUCGU
Jaminaea rosea is the source of this 3024-nucleotide messenger RNA. RefSeq lists its product as hypothetical. The transcript has 2 exons. Bases 46 to 2847 code for a protein of 933 amino acids. Lineage: Eukaryota; Fungi; Basidiomycota; Exobasidiomycetes; Microstromatales. The record is from RefSeq and is a predicted model, not a curated record.